This is a messenger RNA of Trypanosoma conorhini, 1086 nucleotides long. Its product is annotated as f2o10.10 protein-like protein. Lineage: Eukaryota; Euglenozoa; Kinetoplastea; Trypanosomatida; Trypanosomatidae. The transcript has a single exon. Bases 1 to 1086 code for a protein of 361 amino acids. The record is from RefSeq and is a predicted model, not a curated record. Gene Ontology annotation, biological process: transport. Gene Ontology annotation, molecular function: transporter activity.
AUGUACUACUGGGUGGGGACUUUUUCUUGUGUGGUGGGCCUCCUGCUUUUGAUUGUUUUGCUGCUCAAAAAUGUGCUGCAUGACCAGAAGGUGGUGCCCUCCUUCAUUGGCGGCUACUGCGCCGUAUUCGCCACGGUACUCUCCUUCUUCCAGAUUCUGGAGCACCUGACCUGCUUUUCCGACCCGGAGUGCCAGACAAAGAUUGUGCGCAUCCUCUUUAUGGUGCCCCUCUACGCCAUGAUUUCAUGGAUCUGUAUACUUGCCCCCAGCGCCGCCGAGUACCUCAACCUGAUCCGCGACGCUUACGAGAGUUACGCCAUUUACGCCUUCUUUCAGCUGAUGAUCGCCCUCAUGGGGGGCAUGGAUACCCUCUACCGCACCCUUAUGCUGGAGGAACGGCCCCCCAUACCCCACUUCUUUCCGCUCUGCUGGAUGGAGCCGGUGAAGGUGUCACCGACGUUUGUACGGAAUUGUCGUCUGUGCCUGUUUCAGUUUAUGGUGGUGAAGCCGCUUGUGACGGUGGUUGUCAUCAUUUUAACAGCCAAGGAUGAGAUGGGCAGCAUUCUGGAUGUGCGCAAAGGAUACUUUUGGACGACGCUGGUGUAUAACAUAUCCAUAACGACGGCUUUUACUGCUUUAGUUUACUUUUACACGGGGCUAAAAGAGUUUAUGGAGGGAACAGACGCCUUCAUGAAGUUUCUCUGCGUCAAGGUUGUUAUCUUCCUCUCAUUUUGGCAAGGCAUACUCAUUCAAUUACUCUCUGCCACACAUCUUUUGCCGCGCUUCCAGUAUUGGUCGGAGGAGCGCGUGCCACAGGGGCUUCAAGACCUGUUGGUGUGUGUUGAGAUGAUGUUCGUGGCCUUUGCGCACCGUUACUGCUUCGGGACUGACCCCUACGCCCCUGACGCGGUGGUUGUGGAGGCGGAGCCUGGUACCGAUACCGUCGAGAGCGGCGGUGGCGCCGGUGGGGCUUUCCCUCAGCGCACUAUUCCACCAAUUCGGUACAGCGUGUCGGCAAACCUCAAGUACACACUGAAGCACGAGGACAUCAUGUAUGAUUUAAGAGCUAUCAUGCAUAACCGCUAA